AUGCCUUCUUACGUUUCAUUAGUUAUAACAUCAACUGCCUUUGGGCUUAAAAGCGAGAAGAGGUAUCCCUUAGAUCUUACAUUAGGUAAAUUCAAGGUAUCUGUCCUCUUAUAUCUGUAGCUUACCCAAUAACUAGGAAAAGUUAGUCUUAAUGACCGGAUGUGAGCCCACCACCAUGAAACUAGAACUAUUGGACGACUCCGAAAAACACGUUUCAUUCUUAACGGAUGAUUUCAAAACCUUGGAAGAGCUUGGUGUCAAGGAUGGUUACCAUGUACGCGCCUCAGACCCCACGGUCGAGGCCGGUCAUUAUGACAAACUUCUGGGGCAGGAUUCCUCAGUCGACUUCAAGCUCACGGAGGAGGAAUACGCUCAGCGCGAAGGUGCCCCGCCUCUGUCUUUUGUGCAUUUUGUCGAUUUAUAUUCUUGCUUGCGUGUGGUCUUCGUACAUACGAGUAAAAUUUACUGCUAGUGUAAUCUCACGGGUUUGCAUUCCACUAAAUUUUCUAAACGCUUUAUUUUUGGAUUUUAAGUAUCAAGUCGGGAGCAUUUGAUGCUGUCCCCGACGACGUGAAUUACAUCAACACUUGAGUAAGCGUCCACAUUAGGGGUCCACAUGUUGCGUGAAAUUCGUCUUGCCAACUACAAUAAGUUGAUUAGAGCACUAUCAUACCGCGUACACCUAAGGCGAACCAACCCUUGAGAUAGUGCCGUCAUUCUCCCUGAUUCCUAGAGUGAGGCUGUAUUUUGCUCGAAGCAGUAAUCACUUUCCAUUCCCGAAAUUCCACCAAGUGUUAAAAUUUACUUGUCUUCCUAUUUGACUUCGUUCACGUAAAUUGGCCGUAUGAAAUAGACUUCGAUGCGUUUCUAAUAGAUGCCAGACUGGGUCAGAACGCUAUAAGUAUACCCUCCUAAUCUAACACCCAUUUGAAAUGAGCCCUUUAAUCUCUUUUAGACACUGUACUGGCAUGGAAAAAGCGAAACAAAAUCGGAAAAUUCAAAGAGCUUGACCCAGAGGAGGCCAGAAAAGCCGAGGAGAAAAGACUCGCUACAGAAGCAGCAGAGAAGGCACUAAUUGAAAAAAUGAAAGUCGGGGACAGGUGCGAUUUAUAUGUACGCUUUUUCCCCAGUCUCGCAAAAUUAUUUCCAAGGUUUCAGUUAACUCGCCCAUUUUGAGAAGGAAUGUUUCCAAACACUUUUUUAUCCGCUCAUGAAGUUGCGCCUAGCACGCAUUGCCGUGGCCGUAAUGCUGUUCAACCUCGUAUGAUUUCCAGAAACAAACGUUUCAUAUUUACCAAAAACAAGUGUUCUCCGUCACCACGCGCAAAAUAGGAAUGAAAAAAGUCGGGUAACAUUGCUAAAAACAUCGAAAACAUGUAACGGCUAAAGUGACAAGUAGAACCUUGGCAUAUGUACUUCAGUACCACUACACGCCAGGAACCGUUAAGUCGACACUGAAGGGAGCCAUGCAGAGUUGAAUGGAGUGGCUUACUAGCAAUCAGACUAGAACAAAGGAGAUGAACACCUUAAAAAAUGGACGAGUGAGUGCCUGUACGCUGUAAAACGGCAUCAGAAUGGCUGAUAGCAGGAAUUUUGUCCGUUUAUCCUCCGUUUAUCGUUUGCAGUAGGCGGCAAAGCAUGGAGACCUGAAAGAGGGCAAGGCACCGACCUAGCUUACCUAAGUAGACAUAACAGAAGUAGGGUGUGCGAAUAUUUAUGGUGUUGACGAGGCUUAAAUGACGCCUUUUUAUUCCAAUUGGCCUUAGCUGUGUUCUUUUCCAAAGACACGAAACCAAUUUUUCACUACUACAUUCAGACGUCCAUACAUUGCUGUCAUAUGUGAUCGAGUUCUAUUACUGAGAUAGUCAGAAAUCAGUAGUGAUACAUUAAGUUCAUCUUUUUUUCCCCCAGUACUUUGCACUCUUCUGCCGUAAGCUGUUAAACUGCUGAGACAAUGACGUGGACGAGCUGAGUAAACCAUGUUAGCUUUUUUGACCAGAAAAAAUUGACACCUGUGUAUUAAAUCAACAGUAAUACGGCUUAGGAAAACGGUUUCACUGAAGUCUCUUUAGGGAAGGUCUCCAAAAUCUACCAAAACGUGCAGACCACUUUUUACCCCUCUACAGCGUAACAUUAUUUUAAAAAUAUUACUGCCUCUGCCAUGAGCUUUUACCGAAUCACUGCCAAGCACCGGGUUCCUCUUAUCUUCGGAAGAAUAGUGUGUAGCAUAGCAGAUGCCUGCUUUUUUUUCGAUAAAGCCUGAUGUACCGGUAGGUCUGCGUUCGAAGUGAUUGUAGGGCGCAACUGAUCACAAAAUAUAUUUUUUAUGGCCGGGCAGGUGAAUUUUAUUGUAAUCCAUGGCAGAACUCAACGUCAUAGGCACCUUCCUGGUUUACAGCAUACAACUACGACUUUAGUCAGAUAUCGGCUUAUGGCCGGGGACUAGAAGUAGGGCUUCCCCUCUCAUCCAGAUCGGUCUAUUCUGCUGUUUGCUCCAUUGCUUUCGUCCAGGCUAGACUAACAAUACUUGCAAAGGAUGUCGUUACUGUCAUAGUCUUUUCAGCCCUUUUUCAAAUAAAACCGUAGGGCUGCAUUAAAGAAGCUUCUCCGACACGUCUCCGGAUAGGAAAUACUCUAAAUGACUUUUGUCAUAACACGGUUGAGCUGUUAGAAAUAACAUUUUUUGUCUACCACGUUCUUCCAGUUUUAUUCGCGAUUUUUUCUGAUUCCCCCUGUUCCCACCAUCAUGUUAUUUCUUUGCUCCUAACACGUUCAUGUGUUAGCAUCUGUGUAGCUUACAACUUAACGCUACUCUCCAUUUGUCGUAUCCGGACGCGACGACGUAGACCAGAAGCUUCGACUUCCGGACAUCAAAUAUUUGAAUUUUUCACAAAUGUAUCAGCAUUCCUCUCCCAGAGUCGAAUACACUGCUCUUUUCCUGAACAAGAGGAGUUUCUUAUUCAAUUCGUCUGCUUAAGGCUGCUUCUUUUUAUCGAAAAGGCGGAUUUAGAAAUUUAUAAAUCUCUUACAUCUGCCAUCCAUUAGUUGAUGAGUGGUUUUGAUUCCGAAAUCUACAAAAGCCGGCUCAGAUACUAGUUUCUUCAUUAGCAGCUCAAGAAGGUGUCCUUGUGAGACUACUGAAAGACUUUGAAUGCUCAACAGUUGCAUAAUUUGCUUCGCGUGUCUUAGCUCCAGGCGAUAAGAUUUCACUCCGCUACAUAAAGUACAUCAGGCAUCAGGGAGCCCCUCGCAUAGGGGUGCCCUUUAAACAACUAUUUAUGACGUACAUUUAGCCGGCUGGCUGUCUGAUGUCCCGACGCCGGUUGGGGCCUGCAACAAUCAACUGCAUCCUCGAUCUCGCUCUCGUCUGCCUAGGGCUUUUCUGUUUUUACUGGUGGGGGCCACCAUUGCUCCGUGAGUGCAGUGGCGACUUGUGCGCGAUUUUGAUUGCUUUGAUGGGAACUUCAACGACACCUACCCCAUCACUUCUCACGCCCACAAUUGUCUACUCGCAAUACAAAGUCAAGACAACAAAGUAAACCAACAUCUGCCCGUGCCGCCUUUGCUGAUCCUCACGCGCAAGGGACCGGGGCCUAGAAGGAGCUUACAGUGAAGAGAGUUGUUGUAAAGACCACAACCUGAGCCUUAGUCCCGCGAAGGACCAAGUUGUCUUGUCAGAUGGUGGUUUUUCAUGCUUUUUUUAUCGUAUUGGGUUAAUUUUAUCAAUGCCGGUGUGCGCUGAGCGCGUCUAACGAUUGCCAGACGCCUAUGUAGCCUCCUUUAGGUCUGAGGCGACUGCUCAGAUCGUUUUGGAAGCCAAGCUGUAUAUUCACCACUUUUUCUGAGGGAGAGGGAGUGUGACAUAGACCACGUCACUGUGCAUGUUAUCGAUAGCAGUAAUUAUGAACUCCGCUGAGGCAGCAAAUGUUGUCUGCGGGCCUUCAUUUGAUUGUUUUCGCAGCCUUCACAUGAGCAUCUUUAAGCUGCCUCUGAAGGUCCUCGUUCGCCAUGAAUAAAGCAUCUGUUAGAGCUAGUCAAUGUACAUCUCCACCUCCAGGCGAUCAUUUAUCGCGGCUAUGAGGUUUUUCAUUCGUAAAAUAGAAUUCCCAGUUUCUCUCCCAACCCCACUGAGUCACGCACUGUGGACGACUUGGUUAUUCAGAAGAUGAAGAUGCGAUCACUGGAACAAGAAAUUUAUUUGCCUAACGUUUCGGAUUCUCACUCGAAUCCAUCAUCGAGUGAGAAUCCGAAACGUCAGGCAAAUAAAUUUCUUGUUCCAGUGAUCGCAUCUUCAUCCUCUGAACUGCUACCUGGAACUCGCCUGUUCGCCUCUAUCAGCGACUUGGUUAUUCUACUUCUGAUUCCCUUCUUGUCAUCUACUUGAACUGCUUUUUUUCUUCUGGUUGUUGUAAAAGUACUCCUCUACCGAGGCUUUGUUUUGUUUCGUUGGUCAUUCUAUAGAUUGUUUUCUCUUAUUCAAUUCUCUUUCUCCCAGGUGUGAAGUUCGAAUACCACAGCAGCCAACAAAGCGUGGAGAAAUCAUGUUCCUUGGUAGGUGUACCUCCCGGCUUUUUCCUUAAACAUUGACGUUUAACACACCUCAGAGAUCUGUUGACCCUCUGUGCAACUAUAGUGUUAUUUGCUUAUCAUGACUCCGGUCCUAUUCUCCCACCAAUGCAACCUAGAGCCCCACUGUGGACUUAUCAUACUUCCCCAUGGAUUAGCAGCUAGACUCAUGAUCUCAUGCUUUACUAUAUUGACAGUACAUGUACUAGCUGAGAACUCAGACGUGUGUUUCACCGAGAUUCUACCACUGUAUGACACAUGUGCGAGGGACCCGACUCAUCAGUUAGUUCCCAGAGCGUUCCCGUGUUUCAUCUGGUAGAUACUCCACUUCUUAAACUUCUCUCCUGAGAAGUUAAUGAGCUAACCUGGAAUAAAGCCCCGGGAUGAAGCUUUAUCGGCUCAGUCCGAAAUUUUAUAUGACUAGUUGAUACGAGGUCGGCUUCUGGAUUGCGCCUAUAAAGAUUCAUUCCGAGGAAACAGUGCGAUUGCUCCACUCUGACCCCGCCUGACACCCAGUUGUCGUCUGUGACUUUACCAAGCUGUGUCAAGGGCAACAGCCACACCUUGGCAACCGUCUCGACGGACGAGCGAAACCGGAUGAGGGUGGCUGGUAUGUUUCUUCAGCAACCUUGCAGUUUUGCGCGCGGUUUAGGGCAGUGAGAAGGCAGGCGCUAGCCGUAUUGUAGCACACGUAGAUGAGGCCCCGGGGCCGUCUCCUGUCACUGAAUCACGGUGGGUAGGAGAGAGGGAGGUCUCUGCUGUACACGUCUUCCUCAUUGCAUCUGAUUCCCGCGCAAGUUACCACCACCAUGGACAUUGUAAGUUUCAGCUGACGAACGAUCAGUUCUCUCCAGUUUCAUGCAUACCGCAACCCCGCCUGCCGUUUGAACUGACUCAAGGCACCUCUAUUUUCCAUCUCCGCGUGCGAAUUAUGGCAGUACCGCGUCCACUGGGCGCUCGCUCGAAAUGUGUGGGCCACUGUUUCGCAGCAUUACCAGCCAUUGUUAGUCCACACCUUCAGGGUACUCCGCUUUAUCCGCAUAUUCGCUUCUCCGACCCUUCAACUUCCCACUCUCCAUCUCCAUUUUGAAUCCGGAAUUUGAAAUUCACAAGCAGGAUGGAGAAAUCCCUUUGGCAUCGUUCAGAGCGUGGGCUGCAUACCGAUGAUGCAACUGUCCGUCUCCUCUUCUACCCCCUCUUUCGUCGUAUGGGAUUGUGAAUACUGGGUUGUAUGCGUAGAAGGUGCGGAAUCGACCGUGCCAUCCACCUGCGGCCUCCCUCAUCUCCGGUCUUCUUGACUCUGUCUUGACACCGGGUCCAGGCGGGGGAGGAGGAGAGAGUGUAGGUAGAUGCAGGGCAAGUCUACUGGCACUAUAAACCCCUGCGCAAGUCACCGUCCCUGCUCCCACAAUGCAGUCUGUGGGGCACACGGUGGUCAUCGUCGAAAUCGACGGACGAACUGUCGGGCUACCUCUGCCCGAGUACACUGACUUCGUCUCAAAUGAGACAGUCAAAAAUCGCGAGAAUAUCUCAAGCCACCCGUAAAAAGUUGCCUAGAUGAUUUGGGCAAGUUCUUCGGUGUCCGCCUCAUGAACUCAAUGCUGCUGCCACCGACCCGGCGCCGUUGCCCAACUGGAGACGUCGAAGAGGAAAUCACACCAAAACCCGACCCAGAACAGUUCAUCAAGGCAUGAAGGUGAGUCUUGGACCUGUCGAUCCUGUCGCUAGUGGAGAGAAUGGGUCAGGCUCACCAGAUUCGCGGCCGCGGAUUGUUACUUGUGAAGGGGUACAAUUUGCGGAAUUAUCGGGACCGACUGGGUCAGGCAUGAUCAUAGGUAAGGGAAGACGGAGGCGUGGUCGCUGGAUCAAGAGCUUUGUUCGCCCGACGUUUCGAACACGCACUCGAAUCCACCACCACCACCACCACCACCACCACCACCACCACCACCACCACCACCACCACCAUCAUCAUCAUCAUCAUCAUCAUCAUCAAGGACAGAUCACAGCUGUGUCAAGUGCAGACACUGUCGGACCAAGGGUAGAUUACGUUUAAUCGAAGGAGUUUUGAGGAAGGGCGAUGUCGGCAUGGUUAACGCUGAAAGCCUGAAGGUCUUGUUCUGUCUGAACACUCGUAUUUUCAGAGGGCCAUGAACCUAACUGAAUCUUCCGCACAGUCAGAGAACUGGUGAGAGGGGUCAGUGACAUCGUGCUGAAAUACUCAUUUUUUUCCACCGCACAUAAAGGCUGCCUUGCGCAAGUAGAUAGUAUGAAUUGGUCAAGUUCAUGAGUCUGGGGACAUACGGCAGAUGUGCUAACUCAUGAAAUGCUGACCGAAAUUCUGAAAUGCGCUUUCAACUCAAAAAUGUUACUUAAAUGGGAUUGUAAUACUAAUUACCGUGCAGAAUAAUCCCAUGAUAAUUCGGUUACUUCAGGAUGCCGGCUUUCGAACGACCUCCUUUUCAGCUGCCUGCAACGAUUACACUCGUUAAAAAGGGCUACUUAAGUAGCAUGACUUGUUCUCAUUGAUUUUCGAUGCUCUUAUAUUUCAUGGAAAACAGACAUACAAAUAUUCAGUAUUUUACUCGAUUGCUAGAAAAGUACAUUAUCUUCGAAUUUUAUGCCUGAAGGAGGGGUAUAAUUCGGCUUUAAAAGUCUCUAGUUAUGAGAAAUGCGCGUUUAUAAAACAUCAUGUCUUCGCAUUUACUGAUGUUGCGUGUAAAGUUUACAAUAUGCUCAAAUCCACUGAUAAAUUUUAUAAACCCCUAUACGGUCUCCUCUUAGUCAUGUAGAGAGAUAUAUGAUUUUCUAUACACGGAAAAUAUAAAGCUUGUAGUUUGGAAACCCUGAAUGCAAGUGUGAUGACAUGUCGGUUUCAAAAUUAUUAAAAUUGGAAAAUUUUUCAAAAACAAGCUAUACUCUUCCUUCAGGUAUAAAAUUUGAAGAUUCAAUUUUCUACAAAAUGAGUAAAAUGAAUAUUUUUAUACAUGUUUUCCAUAAAGUAUAUUUGAAUUUAUAAGGGCAUCGAAAAUCAAUGAGAAAAAAUUAUACGACUUAGCAGUCCUUUUUUUACAGAGCGUAGCUUUUGCAGGCAGCCGAGAAGAAAUUCGUUCGAAAGUCGGCCUCCUGGCGUAACUGAAUUAUCAUACCUUUAUGCUGCACGGCAAUUAAUAUUACAACCCUACUUAAGUAGUCCUUUUGAGUAGAAGACGCAUUUCAGAAUUUCGGCCAACAUUUCAUGAGUUAGUACAUCUACUGUGCCGUCGACGUUCACGACCUUCCAGAGAGCGCUUCUGUCGACUCAUUCAAACAAUGCAGGACAAUCAAAGAAUCAGAUAGUCCCUUUCCCUCGAAAAUAUACAAUAUGGCUAUCUAGUCGAUGCAGCCUUCAUCAGAGCGGAGACCGCCCCAAUGUUUUAUCCGUACGCCCUAAUAAGCGUGCAAACAGUACGCUACAGCUCUGCUCUCUUGUCUUCUAACCUCCCCAUUUUGUCAGUUCGCCCUCAACGCCCCCCCCCCUUCCUUCCCAUUGAUGACCAUUUUAUCUCUUUCUACCGUCAGGACUGACAAAAUUUAAGGAGGGCCAGUGGGUCGGUGUGAAGUAUGACGAGCCACUCGGGCGCAACGAUGGAAGGUAAACCCUGCCCUUCCGUCCUUCAUCUUUGACUACCUUUUAUUGAGGGAUGGCAGCUUUCCCCAACAUCCUCUCUCUCUCUUGUAGCAUCGAUGGCGUUCGGUACUUUGACUGCCCCCCCAAGUACGGCGCCUUCGUGAAACCAGCCUACGUGGAGGUAGGCGACUUUCCAGAACUGGGAAUUGACGAUCUGGACGAAAUAUGA
Messenger RNA from Spirometra erinaceieuropaei, 8402 nucleotides. NCBI's taxonomy places the organism in Eukaryota, Metazoa, Platyhelminthes, Cestoda, Diphyllobothriidea, Diphyllobothriidae. The record is from the annotation of a GenBank genome assembly.